AUGAAUGGUUCUCAAAACUCCAAACCCAACUCAUCAAGGAUCAUAAAGAAGCGGCUGAGCCAGGACCAAGUCCGGCUCCUCGAAGCCAGCUUCGACGCGGGCCGAAAGCUCGAGCCCGAGCGCAAGUUCCAGCUGGCACGCGAGCUCGGGGUCCCGCCACGUCAGAUCGCAGUCUGGUAUCAGAACAAGCGUGCCAGGUGGCGGAGUCAAAGCUUGGAGCUCGACCACAGCACGCUCCAGGCUCGGCUCGAGUCCGUGUUGGCUGACAAGAAACGGCUCGAGAGGGAAGUCGAGGGCCUCCGGGUGGAGCUUAGGCGGGCCCACGAGACGAUGUUUGGUCUGGGACAGGUGGCUGAGUCCAAGGCCCAAGCCCAGGCCCAAGCCCAACAGCUGGCGAGUUGUGGCGACAGCUCGAGUUUGAACAAUGAUGACGUGGGCGUGCAGUUUGAGGAGCUUUAUGCUUGUUUGAUGGUGGGCAAUGGUGAUAUAGGAACCAAUAAUGAGUGUGAUGAGGUGAAUUAUGAGAGGGAUUUUUGGGUAUAG
Molecule: messenger RNA, 543 nt
Organism: Striga asiatica
Lineage: Eukaryota; Viridiplantae; Streptophyta; Magnoliopsida; Lamiales; Orobanchaceae
Source: the annotation of a GenBank genome assembly